AUGUGGGAUGAACAGAGUGUCAAUCCAACAAAAAUCAUUUCCGGUAAUUUUAAUCAACCGGGUUCUUUCUUCGUGACAUCAAAUGGUGAUAUUUAUGUUGAUGAUGGCUGGAUGAAACGUCGAGUGCAGAAAUGGAGUGCAGAAACAAAUAACUUUACCACAGUGAUGAAUGUCAACUCAUCAUGUGAUGGUAUGUUUGUCGAUAUCAAUGAUACUCUUUACUGUUCAAUGCAUGAUCAUCAUCAAGUAUUGAAAAGAUCAUUACAUGAUGCUGUUAUAACUUCAAAUCGUGUUGCUGCUGGAACAGGUAUUGAAGGAUCAGCCUCGAAUCAACUUAAUAGUCCUCAUGGAAUCUUUGUCGAUGUGAAUAUGGAUUUAUAUGUGACAGAUUGUCGAAAUAAUCGAGUUCAGUUGUUCCAGUCGGGAAAACCAAAUGGCAUCACAGUGGCUGGAAAUACAUCAAUAAAUCCAACAAUUACACUUUUUUGUCCUACUGGAAUUGUCUUAGAUGCUGAGAAGUACUUAUUCAUUGUGGAUCGACGCAAUCAUCGAAUUGUUGGUUCAGGCUUGAAUGGUUUUCGAUGUUUAGUUGGAUGUUAUGGAAUAGGUUCACAAUCCAAUCAAUUGGAUAAUCCAUUUAGUUUUAGUUUCGAUCAUUCUGGAAACAUGAUUGUUACUGAUCAAGAGAAUGAUCGAAUUCAAAAAUUUCAAUAUUUCGAAGAAUCAUGUGUUACUCAGAGAAAAUUAAAAAGAAAACCUAUCUUAGAAGCUGAAAAUGAAACUCCUGAUGGAUUGAAAACUGAAUUAUUGAUCGGUAACAUUAUCGCCAUGUUAGUUGCAUGA
Adineta steineri is the source of this 843-nucleotide messenger RNA. The record is from the annotation of a GenBank genome assembly. NCBI's taxonomy places the organism in Eukaryota, Metazoa, Rotifera, Eurotatoria, Adinetida, Adinetidae.